AUGGAGCCCCUCACCAACAGUACCAUGCUGAUCAUCAUCCUCAUCUCGCUCAUUCUCGCCACCUGCAACUGCCUCUUAUUGUGUUGCCUCACUAAAUCGUCCAGAUCUGGGCACGACCAAGCCGGAGAUGAGCAGCAGCAGCAGCAGCAGCAGCAGCAGAGUGGUGUUCAUCAACUCAAUGACAUUCCCCUGCUUGAUCUCCCACCUCACUCUCGCCCCUGUCCCACCUACGUCAAUGGUCGCACCAGCAUGAAAGACAUGCCUACACCUCCUCCUCCUCCCUACGUCGCCCAGACUGAGCAUCGGACACAGGACUAUGGGCCAAGAGGUGCUUUAUGGCUCCCUUGGCUUGGGGAAGCUUAG
Molecule: messenger RNA, 363 nt
Organism: Cryphonectria parasitica EP155
Lineage: Eukaryota; Fungi; Ascomycota; Sordariomycetes; Diaporthales; Cryphonectriaceae
Exons: 1
Coding region: 1-363 (120 amino acids)
Source: RefSeq, a predicted model, not a curated record